Messenger RNA from Spinacia oleracea (spinach), 1121 nucleotides. RefSeq names its product phenylacetaldehyde reductase-like. The transcript has 4 exons. Gene Ontology annotation, molecular function: oxidoreductase activity, acting on the CH-OH group of donors, NAD or NADP as acceptor. Bases 589 to 903 code for a protein of 104 amino acids. NCBI's taxonomy places the organism in Eukaryota, Viridiplantae, Streptophyta, Magnoliopsida, Caryophyllales, Amaranthaceae. The record is from RefSeq and is a predicted model, not a curated record.
UGGUGUUUAUUGGAGACCCCGUUUCUAAUUUGGUAUGUGGGUUGAGUCCUAUGAAUAGUCCUUCAGAAUAGCGGAUCGGGUAAAUAGUGGCUGAUUGAGAUAAUGUAGUUCUUUAGUGCGUUUAUAACUGUAAUGCAAUAUGAACUGCUGACAUUAGUGCAGAAGGAGCUGAUUGACUGAUAUUCAUCAUGAAGAUUUUUUUUUUGUAAUUUUUUUUAUUUGGGUGCCUUGGUUGUUGGCAGUGUCUCUGAAGCCGGAAGUUUUUGAAGGGAUGCAUCUAAAGCCCUAACUUUACUCUCACCUGGCCCAAAACCUGGUCAAUGAAAGUUAAAUUCUUGACGAGUCGGGCUCAAAUUGGGCUUAAAAUCUGUCCCAACCCCCUCUAUUUUUGGGCCGGGCUCAAGGUGAUCCAGUCUAAUAUGAAAAUGCAGUAAGCACUUUAGCAAUUAGCAGUUACUAACUGUUAAUCAUUUUGUCCUGAUCCUGUUUCAGAGUGAGCUAAUUGAUCCAGCAGUAAAAGGAACACUGAAUGUCCUUACAUCCUGCGCCAGAAUCCCAACCAUCAAACGCAUAGUUUUCACAUCAUCAAUGGCUGCAGUUCUGCUCACUGGUAGACCUCUAACUGCUGAAACUGUAGUUGAUGAAACAUGGUUUUCUGUCCCAGAAAUCUGCGAGAAUCAACAAAUGAAGUGGUAUCUUUUGUCAAAGACAUUGGCUGAAGAAGCUGCGUGGGAUUUUGUUAAAGAACAUGGGCUUGAUAUGGUGUCGAUAAACCCUGCAAUUGUUAUAGGCCCUUUGCUGCAGCCAACAAUCAAUACCAGUUCUUUUGCUGUUUUAAGCUUGGUUAAUGUCACCGUUGGUUUUUUCCAAGGGAGUGAAAAAGGUGGACAUGCUGACAGAUGACUUGGUCUAUACUACGAGGAAUGCGCCUUAUGCUAGUGAGGAAAUUGAUGUGGUUCGUGUGCAAUGGGCUAAGUUUUUUACCAGCAAGUAUUUAUUAUUGGCCUGAGCGCGUUUGAUCGAGUUGGCUUAGAUGUUAUAGAACAAUAUUUUAUAUUAAAAUUUAUGCGUACAUUGAAAUUGGAACGUACAUAUAUUUAAAUGUACUACAUGCACUUUGU